AACAGCCAGGUGUUUGAUUUUUCAUGUGCAGCUGUUUUUCAAGCAGCUUUUUUGUAUUAGUUUUUAGUUUUCCACCGCUGCGUAACAUUGCGACGCACGCUUGUUGUUAGCUUGUCAAGCAUUCAUAAACAAAAGGCCAAAAAUAGAAGUGAAGCUCCAUUUCUGGCGCUAUUCAGCAGAUUCACGUCAAGACAGCGACAAUCCGGCAAAGAGGUACUCCGGCCAAACGACAACAACAAUGGAUAACAAGAGCGAGAAGGUUACGGUGAACAAGGAGGAGCUGCGCAAGCGCCUGACCCCGAUGCAAUAUCAGGUUACACAGGAGGCGGGCACGGAGCGACCCUUCACAGGUUGCUACAACAAACACUACGAGAAGGGAAUCUACCAGUGCAUCGUUUGCCACCAGGACUUGUUCAGCUCGGACACCAAAUACGACUCCGGAUGCGGAUGGCCGGCCUUCAAUGAUGUCCUCGACAAGGGCAAGGUCACAUUGCAUCGCGACGCCAGCAUACCAGGGGGCAAUAUUUUACUACUAAUCGCACAUCCAGAACGCAUACGCACCGAGGUCCGCUGUGCCCGCUGCAACGCUCACAUGGGCCACGUCUUCGAGGAUGGCCCAAAACCCACCCGCAAGCGCUACUGCAUCAAUUCCGCGUCCAUUGAGUUCGUGAGCGCCGAUCCGGCUACCUCCACCCCGCCCGUUGCCACGCCCACCUCGGCACCCAUUGCCCAGCAGUGAGUGGAAACCGUGGAGAACAACCUCCCACACCCCUUCCCAAGAUCAACCAAACAUCAGAACGGAAGAGCGGAAAAGCCGAAAACCUCAGUGUCUCGUUGCUGUUAAGAAUUUUUCUACGUGUACUUUCUAACUUUCCGCAAAAAUGUGGCCAAUUUUAGCUCGUAGUCAGUCAAAUCAGUCAAAUCAACUCCCUCUCCCCCUAAAUUAUACAUGUGUGCCCCUCUGUUGGUGUAAAUAGCUAAUGUUUUGCCUCUAAAUUUGUUUGUUAAUUUAUACAAAAUACCGAAUACCGAAUACUCUGUAACACAUUGAACACAUAACUAAUUUUAAACUGAGCGCGCUAAAUAAACGUGUGUUUUUUACAAUAA
Molecule: messenger RNA, 1107 nt
Organism: Drosophila eugracilis
Lineage: Eukaryota; Metazoa; Arthropoda; Insecta; Diptera; Drosophilidae
Gene: SelR
Product: methionine-R-sulfoxide reductase B1
Exons: 4
Coding region: 239-739 (166 amino acids)
Biological process (GO): response to oxidative stress; protein repair
Cellular component (GO): cytoplasm
Molecular function (GO): peptide-methionine (R)-S-oxide reductase activity
Source: RefSeq, a predicted model, not a curated record